AUGAUAAUCGAGUCACCCAAGUCACUUUAUUCCAGUUGUCGGUUUAGGAAGCCUUCCAAGGAUGUUGAACUGGAUCCGAUGGGAUCACAGCGAGUCUACAAGAAGACUUCCUCCAAUCAGUUGCUGACCCUGUAUCUCGGAAGCCGGGAGCUGGUGGCCCGGAAGGGAGUCAUCGAACCCCUGCGAGGAGUGCUGUACAUCGAUCCGAAAGUCAUUGGCGAUGCCAAAAUCUACGGACAGCUGACGUUGACCUUUCGCUAUGGUCGCGAGGACGAGGAAGUUAUGGGUCUAAAGUUUUGCAAUGAAGCCGUCAUCGCCUUACAGCAAAUUUGGCCUAGAAGUGGCGGUGGCGACCAUCAUCAGAGACCGGAAGUGCUAACGCCAUUGCAGCUUACUUACUCAAUGAACCCGCGCCGAUCCUCCGGUGCAUAG
Uranotaenia lowii is the source of this 432-nucleotide messenger RNA. Its product is annotated as arrestin homolog. Lineage: Eukaryota; Metazoa; Arthropoda; Insecta; Diptera; Culicidae. Gene Ontology annotation, molecular function: G protein-coupled receptor binding. Gene Ontology annotation, biological process: G protein-coupled receptor internalization; signal transduction. Gene Ontology annotation, cellular component: cytoplasm. The coding region runs from base 1 to 432 and encodes 143 amino acids. The record is from RefSeq and is a predicted model, not a curated record. The transcript has 5 exons.